UCUCUUCAAUUGUAUUGUUAUUUGCGCAAAGGAAGAAAAAGAAAAAAGAAAAAAAGCAUUCAUUUUACGUAUUAGAAAAUGGCCGAAGCAACAAUGCAGCAAGCAACAAAGAGAAACAAGCAAGUAGUGUUGAAAGAAUAUGUGAAAGGUAUGCCAACAGAGGAUAAUUUUGAGCUAAGAAAAUCAACAAUUCUUCCAUUCAUUAACCCUGAUGGAACAAAAGCUGUGUUGCUCAAGAAUCUCUACUUGGCUGUUGAUGCUGACUUACGUCGCCAAUUGUCUGGUGAAGAUUACCCUCAAAUUCAGCUGAAGCCUUGCGCUAUCAAACGUGGAUCAGUUAUAUCAGGAUAUGGCGUGGCCAAAGUCUUCAAGUCUACUAAUCCAGAUUAUAACGAAGGCGAUUAUGUUUGGGGAAUUACUGGUUGGGAAGAAUAUACCAUGAUAAAAGAUGAUCCUCAAUUCUUAAGAAAAAUCAAACACUAUCCGGAUGUAAAUAAAUCGUAUUACACUGGACUUUUUGGUAUUGGAGGAUUUGCAGCGUAUGUUGGUAUAUCGAAUGUAGCAGCUCCAAAGCAAGGGGAAGUUGUGUAUAUCUCAGCUGCAGCAGGAGGUGUUGGUCAACUUGCUGGACAAUUUGCCAAACUCAAUAAUUGUUACGUCGUUGGAAGUGCAGGCACUGAUGAGAAGGUUCAUUUAUUAAAGAACAAAUUUGGAUUUGAUGAUGCUUUCAACUACAAAAAAGAAACAGAUCUAGGGGCAGCUUUAACAAGGUAUUGUCCAAAUGGCAUUGACUUAUAUUUUGACAACGUGGGAGGCCCCUUGUUGGAUGAAGUGCUAUUGCACAUGAAUCCUAAUAGUAAGAUUGUUGUUUCUGGAAUGAUAUCUCAGUAUAAUCACCUCGAGAAACCAGAUGGUAUUCAUAACUUAUUUCACCUUGUCACCAAGCGCAUUGUAAUGGAGGGGUUUCAUAUAGAUAAUGACAAUUUGAAUUAUUAUGAUGAAUUUGUCGACAAGGUCUCUGAGAUGUUAUACUGUAAAAAUAUAACCUAUCUGGAAGAUCCAAAAGAUGGAUUAGAAAACGCAGCUGCUGCUCUCAUUGGAAUAUUUUAUGGAGAAAAUAUCGGGAAGCAAGUCAUCGUCGUUGCAGAUGAGGACUAGACAUUUGAAAUUGAAAUGAUGAUCUUUUGAUGUUAUUGCAUGCAUCUCUGACAAUAAUAUCUGUAUCUUUUGUUUGCUUUUUCAAUUUUCCUUUCUCGUUGAGAUCAAAAUUACUGAAAAGAAUUAGUUCGGCUAAGGCGAGUUGUUAUCAGCUUGAAUAAAAUCCAACGCGGCUGAACUGACUAGGUUUGGGUGGAUGCAUUAUUGUGUUUUCAUUUUGCUUCUUUGUAAUUGUUCCGCUGGAAUUAAUAAUAAUGUGUGUUUGAGUUUUUUUUA
Lycium ferocissimum is the source of this 1434-nucleotide messenger RNA. RefSeq names its product NADPH-dependent oxidoreductase 2-alkenal reductase-like. Lineage: Eukaryota; Viridiplantae; Streptophyta; Magnoliopsida; Solanales; Solanaceae. The record is from RefSeq and is a predicted model, not a curated record. Gene Ontology annotation, molecular function: 2-alkenal reductase [NAD(P)H] activity. Bases 79 to 1158 code for a protein of 359 amino acids. The transcript has 5 exons.